UAAUUUGCCUUGCAGUUUUCAAAUGCUUUUUAACUUCCAUGCAUGAAGAGUGGCUGAAUAAUUAUGUUUAGAAGUAGAUCUCAACACAAAGACAUUUGGAAGGAGAUUCUUUUUUUGUGAAUCAAGAAUUUCUCAUGCUUUUCAAGAAAAGCCAUUUCCAGGACUUGAUUCAGCAUGUUCCUUAGCAGAUUACGAGGUCAAUAGGCAAGGACUGUUUGCCCCUGUGCCUGCUCAGUGCCUACUCUACUAGCUGCACACUGCAUGGGUAUCAUCACCACCUGGAGGAACUUCUUGAGAACACGCCACUUUUCCUGGCAAGACACUUUGCAAGAGUGGGGAAUUGAUAAUGUCUUCAGAACGUGCUACUAACAAACGGCAUCACAACCCAGUGGACAGUAUAUGCAGGAAGAUCAAAUCAAUCCAAAUGAUGGAUCAAGUCUCUAACCCUGCUUUGCAAAUACCAAAAUUUCAGUCUCGCAGCUUUGAUAGUCCGCAGUGCAAUGUCAAAAAAAAUCUGGAAGAAAUACUGAAGAAAAGAACUUUUAGAAGUCGUAAUAGUACCAGCCCCCCUUACUUCAGUCCCAGCAGUGACAGUGUUUCCUCUGCAGACUUGCAGCUGCUGUCACCUUGUUCCAGACGUAUAUCAGACUGCAGCUCUGCAGAUGCUACAUACUCUGCCAUUAAAAGGGAAGAGAGGACCAGCAACCAAUGGUUGCCAGUAUGCCCCAUGGACAACUGUUCUCCACCUUACUUCAUGUCCAGAGAGGAGAGUGCCCAAAACCAGCGGUGUGCUUUAGCAAGCAUUGAAUCUGAAGAUGUGCAUCGUGAACAGAAGUACAUUACGUCCAGUCCACACUUACUGUUGUUUACAUCUGAUAAAAGGUUGGAAAGUCCUGCAGUCCAGCACCCCAUGCCAAAGAGAUUACCUCUGAGUGAAAGAGGACAGAAGCAGUCAUCAGUUUUGCAGCCCUGUGACAUGUGUGAUGUAAGCUUGAUCUGUGAAGAAGACUUACUGACCACCAUAUUCCACGCGUGUGACGUUAAACAUACAGGAAAAGUAGCAGUUUCAAAGAUAGUUGAUUAUUUGAGACACACAACAAGUCGAGGACUAGAAGACAGUGGUCUUGAAGAGCUGUGCAACAUGCUUGACCCUGAUCAGAAAGAUGUCUCCGUGGACCUUGAAACAUACCAUGCCAUCAUGAAAGAGUGGAUUGAAGACUGUAAGAGGAAGUGGGAUGAUAGUGCUACUGAGGAACCAACAUCAAGCAUAGAAGACCUGGAGUUUAAAGUGCAUAGAAACAACUUUGAAGUAAAAAAGACACCUCUUUGGAUGAACGUUACGUCAGGAAGCUUGGAGGCAUUUGGAGGUGAUGUGUCCAAAGGAGACAUGGAGACAUCUGACUUAAUAACCUGUGUCGCUGACCUGCAGUACAACAACCUGAAGCUUCAGGAAGAGAACAACAAGCUGAAACUUACCCUGGAAGCUGUGGAUGAGACCAACAACAAGUUAUUGGCAGAUAAUGAGAAUUUAUGCCAACAAAUAAAAAGCAUCCAGCACUCUGUGCUGAAAGCCAAAUCACUGGAAGAAGAACUAGAAGAAGCAAAAAACAACCUGAACCUUUUGGAAGAGAAGGGGCAGAAGAUGCUCUGUCAGAAUAAACAGCUGGAAAAAGAAAAUCAAUCUCUUGUCAUCAAAAUAGCUUCUCUUCAAGAAGAGAAUAUUAGGAAUAGCAUGGACACUGAUGGACUUCAAAAGAAGAUUUUGGACCUCUCAAAAAGUGCAGCAGAGCUUCAAAUGCAGGUGCAUAUCUAUGAGAGCACUGUGGUGAAUAAAGAGGCAAGCUUAAUCCAGAAGGAGCAGGACAUCAAAGAACUGAAAUUAACCAUUGUGGAGUGUUCCUCGAUUAUAGAGACUUUGCGGGCAGAAAAGAGUAAGCUACUGGAGGACAUGCGGCAUAUGCAGCAAGAGUUGAUCUCAAAUGGUUUGAGCUUCCCGUUGAUGAGCAAAGUUAAUGGUAGUAUUCCUGAAGAGAUGAAUUCACUGGACUGUGAACUGGAACUUGCUCAGUCUUCUGAGAUUACCAAGACUGAAUGGAUGUCCCUGGAUGAAACGCUGGACCGUGAAGUACUGUUCUUACUUCAGGGACCUGAACAUGCGGGAGAAAAGUUUAAGGCUGUUAUGCAAAACCUGGUCAGUGGUCUAGCUUAUCAAGAAGAAGCUUCUGCAGCAGAGGAGCUUGUCAGGACUUCUUUACAAUGGGUAGAAGAUCCUGAUGUGAAUGUGCAGCAGGCCUGGGAGAGAAAACUUGUGGUUCUCAAGCAGGAGUUAGGAGAGAAAAGACACCUUUGGAUCCAAAAACUCAAUCUCUUGGAAAAAUACAAAGAAUCUCUAGAUAAGGAUUUUAUUCGAAUGGCAAGCAACCUGAGGCGAACCAAAACAGAGCAACUUCACCUAAGGAAAGAGCUCUCUGCCAGGCAACGUGAGAUAGAAACUGUCAAACAGUUGCAAGAAGAAGCUGCUGGCCAGGCAGAAGCUCUAGGUUUAGAACUGCAAAAAGCUACAAAGCAGCUUGAGGAUGCCAGCAAACAGAGAGAGGACCAAGCUGAAGCCUUUCACUCUGCCUGUGAGGAAGCCAUAUCCCUGAAAUGCAAGUUAAAGGAAGCCAUUUCUGAGCAGCAAAAACUCAAGGAUGUGAAUGCAGCUCUAACAGGCACUUGCCGGUUGCUUCAGGAAAAGAUGGAAGAGCAGAAAACUACUGUUAUUGCGCUGAGAGGGGAGCUGCUUAGAGAGCGACUCUGUGAAAGGCUAUAUCAGCUCUGUGUAGGUGAAGAAUCUGUUUACAGUCUGCUGCCUACGUUAGCGGAACCAGUGAAAGGGAAGCAGCUCUGCUACCCUAAAAGACUGUGGAGUGAGGGACCCUCCAGUUGUACCGAGUUUCCCAGGACCUUGCCCUCAGAUACUUCAUACUGUGGUCUUACUCCUCUGCUAGAUGCUCUAAACCUGGAAACCUCCUGCCUAAUUAACUUUCCUGUGCACAGCUGGAAUCCCCCUUGCAGACAGAGCUCUGUCACCUGCCUCUCUGAAAGUUGUGGUCUGUGGCACGCAUCCAUUUCAGAUGUGACAUCAGUAGGGUGCAAGUGGAAAAUAUACUCUGCUGGUGGCUGUACUGAUUCAGACCUUCCUGUUUCCAUUACAAUGAUGGACUCUUCACUUACUGAGAUGGACCAUGCAGAGCCGUCAAUACCACUGGGUCUGAUCCCGUCCAGUGAUCGCUUAACUUCUCCCCAGGAAGUUCUUGCAUCCUCUUCAGAAAGCACUGCGCCAGUAACAGGCUGCCUUGCGAUGGAGGAAAAGUCGCCCAAGUACUCAUGUGCAAAAGAGGAAGUUGUGCCAGCUUCUGUGACAAUGGAAAGAAACAACGAUCAGGAUGCGGCUGGUUCUGUGUCAGAAGCUGACCUCAUCAAGAAGGACUCCACCUCCACAAUGGAAGAACACAAGGCAGAUCCCAUAAAGAAAGACCUGGAGAUGGAAAAUGAAGCUACUAAAGAACAGAGUGAGGUAACGCCAGCUGUGGUUCCCAGCAGGAAAGGGAGUUCACCCGCUGCAGGUGGCCUUAAAGGAGAUAAAGCGAAGCAAAACGAGCCUGACUCUCCGAGUGAGAAGGAGGUGGAGGCAGAAUUUCUAAGGCUGUCUUUAGGUUUUAAGUGUGACCUGUUCACUUUGGACAAGAGGGUGAGGCUUGAAGAAAGAUCCCGAGAGUUGGCUGAGGAGAACUUGAAAAAGGAGAUUACAAAUGCUCUGAAGAUGCUGGAGGCUUUAGUUCCCUUGUGUGAAGAAGAUAACCAAGCACAAGAAAUUAUUAAGAAGCUGCAGAAAAGCUUGCAGUUUCUCAGCCAGUAUGCAGCCAGAGUCGCCAGCAGAGCAGAGAUGCUGGGAGCUAUUAACCAGGAGAGCCGUAUCAGCAAGGCUGUGGAAGUAAUGAUUCAGCACGUGGAAAACCUGAAGCGCAUGUACACAAAAGAACAUGCAGAACUUGAGGAGCUGAAGCAGGUCCUGCUCCAGAAUGAGAGGUCAUUCAGUUCUCUUGGAGAUCGAGAUGAAUCUACAAACAAAAAGCUUCCCAACUCCUUUAACUUCAAGCCAUCACCAUCCUUACGAAGAGUUAGCAUUGCAACAUUGCCCAGGAGCGCUGGGAAUGCAGGUGUUGGGGUGCCACUGGCCCAACUACACGAAGCUGGUGGAGACGAAUGGAGUGACAAAUUCAACAGGAGAUCAAGCAGUUGGGGACGACUAGGAGCAAGGCAGAAUGAGAAGCGUCCUUCCCUACAGAGAUUCAUCAGCACCUAUUCCUGGACAGAGUAUGAGGAUGAACAUUCUGAAACUAAAAAUGAGCAGCUGGAAUUGCCUGCUGAAAUGCAAGAACAGCUAGCAAGAAAGGAAAGUACCUCUGAAAAAGGAAAGUGUCCAUCAAAAUGGAACCUGAAGUCAGCGUGCAAUUUAGUGUCAUCGUGGGCAUCUCAUUUCAAGACUUCCUUUUCCAACGCUAACAAAACUCUGUGGGUUUCCGUGUCCAUCCUGGUACUGCUUGCUGCUUUUACAAGCUUCCUCACUGGGCUGUCUCUUCAGCGACCAGCAGAUGCAGCACCUGUAGGAACAGGGGACUCCUGGACUUCACUACAGCAACUGUUGUGGCCAUAUACAGGACUUCAGCACAAUGGGCCGCCCCCAGUAUAACCAAGGUUUGGACCUGUGUAAAGUUACACUUCUGAGUUCUAGCUGACAGUAUGAGAAGCUUCACUGAGAUAGGUAAUAUAUUUAAGGUCAUGGUUUGGGUUGUGGGUGUUUUUGAGGGUUUUUUGUGUUUUUUGUUUUUUCAUGACUUGAAAAAUACUUUUUUCUUCUCAUUCUGGCAAAAGUUAACUUUUCAAGUAACUUUGGGGGGAGGGGGGGGUCUUAGUUCUAUUCAGGUUUAGAAUAAAACAGGUAGUGAUUUUGAACACAGCUCACAAUAAAUACAACUAAAUGGUCCAGCCACAAGAGAAUAAGUAACUUAUUUUAACAAAAAUGUGAUGGUUACAUUUUAGUCAUUUAAAGCUGUUCCAAUAGUUUGAAUAGGAAAAGACUGAAGACUUGAAAUGUGACUUUAUUGAAAGUUUUUGAUAAUAAAGUUUUAAAUGAAAGCAUGAAGUAUUUAAGAGUACAUUAAAACUCUCGUAGCGAGGAGCAGCUGAUAGACAGCAUCAACAAAGAGGAAGUUAGCUGUAUUCACUUUAUCAAUUGCUUCUUUGCUGGCAAAGUCUUUCAGCAUGUGGUAGAGUGUGGAGUGAAAUUCAGUAUCUUCUUCUAGUUCCAUUGAAAAAGCUUCACUGGCUUCAGUGAUCUUGAGCUUCUGUGCUCUCUGACCAUUAAACAUGUAAAGAGACCAGUCUUCAUCUUUGACAAAAUCUGCUUUAAGAUGCUCACUUACCUGGUGCAGGAAAAGAAUGGGCUGUAAGAUAAAGCUGACAGAGGACUAAUUCUAGCAUGUGUUUCAGUUUACUACAGAAAAUCAGUGUUUCUUUGAACACUUAAUGUGUAACAUUAGGUCCUUACCUAAAUGACUGUGUAAAGUAACAUCAACACCAACUUAUUCCAUCAUUUGCCUCUGUAAACUGCAAGUAUUGGUCACUGCCUUUCUUGCUGUUCUGACUCAUGCAUAAAGAAUAGCUAGCUG
Molecule: messenger RNA, 5714 nt
Organism: Gallus gallus (chicken)
Lineage: Eukaryota; Metazoa; Chordata; Aves; Galliformes; Phasianidae
Gene: IRAG2
Product: inositol 1,4,5-triphosphate receptor associated 2
Exons: 41
Coding region: 347-4735 (1462 amino acids)
Cellular component (GO): endoplasmic reticulum membrane
Source: RefSeq, marked validated